Messenger RNA from Aedes albopictus (Asian tiger mosquito), 1776 nucleotides. Its product is annotated as G patch domain-containing protein 4. The record is from RefSeq and is a predicted model, not a curated record. Gene Ontology annotation, cellular component: nucleolus. NCBI's taxonomy places the organism in Eukaryota, Metazoa, Arthropoda, Insecta, Diptera, Culicidae. Gene Ontology annotation, molecular function: nucleic acid binding. Bases 178 to 1548 code for a protein of 456 amino acids. The transcript has 2 exons.
UAGUUUCAAACGAGCGUGUAGAGUCAAAACAAUGUCCCAUCGACUGCCAGAAGCCACGCGUUCCUCAAAUUUGUGAAAAACAUUCAGAGUUUUCUGUAUUUCCGGAGAUUUUUGUACGAUAAUUAGCAUUGAUAGGUGCAAAGAAGCAAUAGUGGUAGCGUUUUGUGCGUUACAGUAAUGGAUUUCGCCAAAAAUAUACUUCAAAAGUACGGCUGGAAGGAAGGCGAUGGUUUGGGCAAAAACUCCGAUGGUAUCGUGAAACCCAUCAAGGCCAGCUUCAAGUUCAACAGUUCCGGUCUCGGCUCGGACCAGGCCAAAGAUCUCACCAACAAUUGGUGGGAUCGGGUGUUCAACGAGGCCGCCAACAACAUCGAGGUGGGUCCGGCGGGAAAAAUCACCCAAAAGGAACGGGAUGCCGUGGAAAUCACCAACAAAAGUUAUUCGGUGAAGAAACUGAAACAGAAAACUGCCGAUGGGAAGGCGAACUAUGGGGGGUUCCUGAAGGCGUCAACACUGUUGACGAACGUCGGUCGGGAGGAGGAGAUUGAGGGGCACGUUCAAACGGAGGAUAUUGAAUUCAAAGCUGCCAAGGUGCUCACAGAUGAGGAACUGUUUGCGGCCUGUGGAGGAAGAACAGCUCACAAGGGAGCCCGCCACGGGCUGAACCUCACAGGGAAACUGGCUCGGAUCGAAGCCCAGAACAACAAACUCCUCCAGGAACUGGAGUCGAAGUCUUUCGAGAAGGUUAUCAAAAGCAACGACUGGCAGCAGGUGCAGAAGAAGAAAAAAUCCAAAAAGAAGAAACGCAACGAGGAACGGUGGAGCGAACGGCACCAGGAGGAGGAGGAAGACGAUCUGAAGGACAUGAUCCACAAUGCCAACUACGUGGUGAAGAAGAACAAGAAGAAAGCCAAGGCGGAGAAGCGAAUGGAGAGCGACCUGGUGGACGAGCUGAGCGAGUCGAUGGGACUGUUUGACACUUUGCCGGAGGAUGACGGUCACGAACCGGAACCGGGUCCAAGCAUCGAGGACGAACUGGAUGUGCUGAGCGAGAAGAUCCGCAAACUGGAUCACAACUCGGUGGUCAUCAAGAAGAAGGAUAAGAAAAAGAAGAAAAAGGCACGGGUGCAGGAGGAAGACGAAGGAGGAGACGACCAUUCGACGGAUCCGUCGGCAAAGUAUAAGAAGAACUACAAGAAGGAACAAAAGCUGAACAAUGUACUGCUAAGGCAGACGGUGUGUCACGAAGUCGAACCGGAGAAACCCAGCAAGCCGAAGAAGCUACUGAAGUCGGACUCGGAGGCAUCGGACAGCGAGGAGGAUGUCGUGGCGCGCAUCCAAGCGGACCGGGAAAAGAUGCAGUCCCAGAUUCCGAAAAUCAAGGUUAGUGAGUUGACCGAGGAAGAUCAGCGAUCGGCGGCGGAGAAGUUCAAGGAACGGCACAGGAACGGCGUGAAACGGGUGGAUCGACACAAAACCAAAAAGAAGAAAAGCAAAAAACACACGCGGCAGCUGUCUAAGCUGGCAGAUGUGCUGGGGAAGCUGUGAAUGGGGAUUACAGGUCUGGCUGGGCUUCCGAUUACUGCAAGAAGAUAGGGAUACAAUACACGAAAGCAAUUGCAAAUAGGCCUUUUUGUUUGCCACAUAGAUCUCGUGAUCUUGGUUUUUUGAAUUAAUUUGUCGAUGUCGUUGUCGUGUGAAGUACGCUUUUGCUAUAACAGUAGAUUUUACUCGAUUCAAUAAACGUUUAUUGAAAGUCUUUGAACUCAAAUAGAA